UUAGGAAAGUGGAUCUACACAAUGUAACCUACUUCGGUCUUGCUCUUCAAAACGAACAUUCCUAUUAACAGGUUUCCUACAAAUAAUACGAUACAUUCCUCUAAUUAUUGUUAGACAUCCAACUUCGUGUUUUGACAAGUGUAGGCCUACUGUUAGUUUUUAUUAGGGUAAGACUCAAAGACUCUUCUGUGCACAGUAAUCAAUGCUCAAUGUAAAAUAUCUUCUUACGUGAGUAAGAUAGACUGGCUCAAAACCAUGAGGAUUUUGACAUGGAACAUAAAUGGCAUAAGGACUUUCAAAGGUGGAAUUAAAAAUGCUUUUGACUCCUUGGAUGCUGACAUUGUCUGUCUCCAGGAAACAAAAGUGACGAGAGAUUUACUUGACGAAAGGACAGCGAUUGUAGAGGGCUACAACUCCUAUUUCAGCUUCAGUCGUGGGCGCAGUGGCUAUUCAGGGGUUGCAACAUACUGUAAAGACAGCGCCUCACCAUUUUCUGCAGAAGAAGGUCUGACAGGCCUGUUGAACACCAGCCAUGAGGGUGCUGUGGGCAGUUAUGGGAACCAGAAAGAGUUUUCCAGUGAAGAGUUACAGCUGUUGGACAAUGAGGGGCGGGCUGUCAUUACACAGCACAAAGUCAUGUACGAUGGGGAAAAAGUGCUCCUUUUAAUAAAUUCAGCUAUUACCAAAAUUGAUUGGUUGUCUGAUGGACUGUAACAGUAUGCACAUUAUCCAUGCAUGCUUUCUUGCAUCG
Messenger RNA from Hypomesus transpacificus, 751 nucleotides. Its product is annotated as DNA-(apurinic or apyrimidinic site) endonuclease 2-like. Gene Ontology annotation, cellular component: nucleus. The record is from RefSeq and is a predicted model, not a curated record. The transcript has 3 exons. Bases 256 to 714 code for a protein of 152 amino acids. Lineage: Eukaryota; Metazoa; Chordata; Actinopteri; Osmeriformes; Osmeridae. Gene Ontology annotation, biological process: base-excision repair. Gene Ontology annotation, molecular function: phosphoric diester hydrolase activity; endonuclease activity; double-stranded DNA 3'-5' DNA exonuclease activity.